AUGGAGGACAGUGCACAACUCGAAGAUGCGCUAUAUCGAGCUUGCAUCACAGCAGACUUGCCACAGGUCAGACUUCUGGUCCAGGAGCAGAAUGCAUCUGUCAACAAAAUCAUCGGACCCCCUGGACAGCUGGAAUAUCCUUUGAACCAUGCGGCCAAGACGGGUUCAGUACCACUGGUACGCUUCCUGCUCGACCAUGGUGGAGCGACUGUGAAUGCAGCAGCACUACAAAUCGCUGCUUUUGGAGGAGAUCAGCCUAUGUUGCAACUUCUUCUCGAGCCCAUCAAAGCCCAAUUGACGACUUCGGGCAUGUCUAGGAAAUGGCGUGGAGAUCUUGCCUCAAUUCUAGUCGGCACGACCAGGAGAGGUCGUAGCGAGACCGCUGAAGUUCUCAAGGUGUUCCGUUCAAGAGUGGCAGAGUUCGACAAAGCUGUCGAUUCUGGUCUUCUGGCAGCAUGUGCUGCGGGUGACAUGCGCUCUGUCAAAUACUUCAUCGGCAUGGGAGCCGAAAACAGAGUCGAAGCCAUAUGCACUGCGUCCGAAUACCAUCAGUCCGAACCUCUGGAAUACUUUUUGAACAAUCAUACAUUCGAACCCGAAGAUCUCGUUGAUCCCUUGAUUUCAACAGCCGGCGGCGGCCACAUGCCAUCUGUUCUAUUACUCAUCGAACAAGGGGCAGAUGAUGAAACAGGCGCUGCACUGGCUAGAGCUGCGAAAUUCUCUCACGCAGAAGUAGUGCAUCACUUCCUCAGCACCUUCAGAUACACAAAAGACAAACUGUCGCUAGCACUUGCAGCAGCCGCUCGUGUAGGCGAUACGGAGAUAGCAAGCACACUCAUCAAUAGAGGGGCUCACAAAGGUGCUCAUGCGUCUGGAGCACUGACCUUCGCAAUCCAAAGAAGUCAUCUCGCAGCGACAGAACUCUUGGUUCGAAAUCUUGCACCCACUCAGACAGAACUCUCCACCGCGCUGGAAAAGGCAAUGUUCAUCUGGCUACGACCUGCACAGACAUAUAAACCUCAUCUCUCGAGAACUUCUAGUCUUUCGUCUAGAAGCACAAACAGCGAGAUCGAACCAACGAUACCAGAAGUUCUACAAAAUCGAGAAGAGUCUCGAAGACGUAUCGUCGAUUUGCUUCUUGAAGCUGGUGGUCGAUUGUCUGAGCUGUACUACUGUCGGCUUUUGGAAAUGAUGAUUCUCACUCAGAACAAGUAUGGCGUCGAGCUAUUACAUGAUAGCGCCAGAUUCACCACGGUUGAAACGCUACCUGAUGAGUAUUUGGUCAGCCUCGCAAUAUAUCAUCAACAAGACGACAUGGUGAAUCUGUUGCUCGGCUUCCCUGUAGCGCGCAGACCCGAGCUACCAGAGUCGACAGAGCUCAAUAGCGUACAAUCUUUUACCGAGGACACUCCUGCAUGGGAGUCGAAGGUUUACAACCCAAUUCCUAGCCCACUCAUAUUGGCAGCAAAGUUUCAGAACGAGGAUUGGUGCAGGACACUAAUCAAUCGAGACGAAACCGACGUCCACGAAUGGUGUUAUUAUAGGCCGACCAAAAGACUCUUAAGCUAUUAUGGGUCCGACNAGAAAACACAAACACCAAAAGACGAACAGUACGAAGAACUCGGCUGUCCAUUUGGCACCGAGGAGUUACGUGAUUGCGCUCUUUCUAUGGCUGUUCGCUCACGAGAUGUACCUAUCGUCCGUCUGCUCAUCGAAAACGGUGCAGACCCCUGGGUGAAUCGACAAGGCGUUUCUAUCCUUGAGCUGGCAGCAAAAGAAAAAUGCCUACGAGACGUUUUGUUGUUCUUGGAACAGUCUGUUACUAAGUUGAACGUCGACCGCCAAGAGUGGGAUGGCGGCAGGAGCAUGUUGCACUGGGCUGCGAUAUAUGGCAACAGUGACUUGGUUGACUUGUUUUGUAAANAAGGAGCAACUCUCGACCUCUCGGACGCAGUGCUCAGGACACCACUGCAUCUCGCGGUGGCCGCUGGAAAUAUCGAGACGGUCAAGGGUUUGCUAUGGGCUGGAGCCAGGACAUCACGCAGGGAUUUGGGUGAUUGCCUAUGCGUAGAUGAGCUUGCCACGAAGCUAGCCCAAGAAGCUUCGUGGGCAGAUCCAUCACGAGCAGUCAGAUUUGAGAUCAGUCGAUUCCUGGAGGAUUGGGUGAAGAACAACAUGGAUCAUCUCGAUGCUGCCAACAUCCGUCGAGAGUCAGAAGCAACUGAAGAGAGAGCGAAGGUGGAAAAGACCACACAGUCAGUCGGAGAUGAUUUACUAGACCAUUUUAGCGAUGAGGACAGUGUGCAUUGGAGCGAUGACGAGUAG
Aureobasidium musti is the source of this 2325-nucleotide messenger RNA. NCBI's taxonomy places the organism in Eukaryota, Fungi, Ascomycota, Dothideomycetes, Dothideales, Saccotheciaceae. The record is from the annotation of a GenBank genome assembly.